Messenger RNA from Hibiscus syriacus, 1497 nucleotides. RefSeq names its product nitrate regulatory gene2 protein-like. The record is from RefSeq and is a predicted model, not a curated record. The transcript has 4 exons. The coding region runs from base 1 to 1497 and encodes 498 amino acids. Lineage: Eukaryota; Viridiplantae; Streptophyta; Magnoliopsida; Malvales; Malvaceae.
AUGUACUUUGAGGUAAAAGUGGGAGGCCCUCGAAAUCUACAUUCUAACUACCCUGAAGAUACGGAAGAUACCGAAACGGAGAAAUCAGGAUACAAUUUCUUCCGUCCUGAAAAACUGAACCACCGUUACGAUAUCAAUACUGAUACUAAUAGCAAGAAUGAUUUCGAUGAGGAAACGGGAAGAGAAGAAGUGCAAUGCAGUGAAUCGGGAGACCAUGACCAUGAUCGUUUCACUACAGUGAGUUCAUCGGACCAAGAGGAGGGAGAUGAUGACGUGGCGUCCAGAUCCGAGAUCGGGACCCGCGACUCGGAGAAGUUGCAGCAUCUCCAUCGGACUCAUCAGCCGUUGCAACCGCCGCUACUGCAGCCGGUGUACGGGGCUGCUGCGGGGAUUAAAAUGGAUAAUAAGUCGGAGGAUGCUGGUGCCAUGAUGGAUAUGACAAAGGUUGUUAGGCAUAAGAAUUUCGAACGCGAAACAAAAUUUAAGUUUCAGGCUAGAGAAGCAGUAAAGAUCGAGCAUGAGAAAAAGUUAUCAGCAUUGCAAAGCCAAGAAUACAAAGGGGAAGAUGAAACCAAGAUAAACAAGACCAAGGCAUUGAUAACAAGGCUGCAGUCACUAAUUAUCGUCACAUCUCAGGCUGUUUCCACCACUUCGAUUGCCAUUAUCGGGCUCAGAGACAGCAAUAUUGUUCCCCAGCUUGUCGAAAUUUGCCAUGGCUUGAGGUAUAUGUGGGGGUCGAUGCAUCAAUACCAUGAAGUUCAGAACAACAUCGUGCAGCAAGUCCGUGACCUUAUAAACCGAUCAGGGAAAGGCGAUUCGACUUCCAAACUGCACCGGCAAGCAACGCGUGAUCUUGAGUCCGCUAUCUCUGCAUGGCACUUUAGUUUCUGCCGUUUAAUAAAAUUCCAACGGGAUUUUACCUGCUCCCUCCAUGGUUGGUUCAAGCACACCCUUGUUCCUCUCAGCAGUGACAAUGUCGAUGGCAACGCAGACCCUUCUGGUGUAUAUGCAUUUUGCGACGAGUGGAAGCUUGCACUUGACCGUGUUCCUGACACCGUAGCUUCAGAAGGUAUCAAAAGUUUUAUCAACGUUGUCCAUGUGAUAUCUACUAAACAAACCGAAGAGCUUAAAGUUAAGAAGCAAACCGAAACUGCAUCAAAGGAGCUUGAGAAAAAGGCAUCAUAUCUCCGGAAAAUAGAAAGGAAGUUCUACCACUCGUACUCUAUGGUUGGUCUACCUGAUUCAGGACCUGAUCAUGGUCUGGUUCUGGAUGCUCGGGACCCCCUUGCCGAAAAGAAAUCAGAGCUUGCAGCCUGCCAGAGGAGGGUGGAAAAUGAAAUGCAGAGGCACGCUAAAGCAGUAGAGGUGACUAGAUCAAUGACUCUGGAUAAUCUGCAAACAGGCUUACCGGGGGUUUUUCGAGCAUUAACCAGCUUUUCUGCUGUAUUUACGGAGGCACUCGACUUGGUAUGCUCAAGUUCCUAUCAUAUCAAAUAG